ACUUCUGGUUGUUAUAUACAUUUACUUCAGAUUCCAUCAACUUAGAGAUUCUGGGUUCUCUUUGUCCAUUCUUGGAAAGCUUCAAGAUUUCUGCGUUUUCUUCAUCAAGUUCUCUGCUUGAGGAGAUGACUAUCUCAACAGUAUUUGAUGACCAAAGAGAUCAAUUUCCUAUUGGAAUGCGUGUUCUCAUCGUCGACGAUGAUGUCACUUGCCUGCGGGUCUUGGAGACCAUGCUUCACAAGUGCCAGUAUCAUGUUACGGCUACUAGUCAUGCAUUUACAGCAUUGGAAUUGUUAAGAGAAAACAGGAACAAGUUUGACUUGGUUAUCAGCGAUGUCCAGAUGCCAGAUAUGGAUGGAUUUAAGUUGCUCGAGCUCGUGGGACUUGAGAUGGAUCUCCCUGUUAUAAUGUUGUCUUCAAAUGGAGAUCAUGAACUUGUGAUGAAGGGAGUAACCCAUGGAGCUUGUGACUAUCUGGUAAAGCCAGUCCGAAUUCAGGAGUUGAAGAACAUCUGGCAACAUGUUGUCAGGAGAAAGAAGGGUGAUUCAAAGGACCAGACAAAUUCUGGCAAUCAGGACAAGUCUCACAUUGGAAGUUGUGGUCAAGGCAUGGGUAAUUCCGAUCAGAAUGUGAAGCUAAAUAAAAAACGGAAGGAUCAGGAUGAGGAUGAGGAUGAUAAUUGCGAUGAGGAUGGGUAUGAUAAUGAUGACCCUUCAACUCAGAAAAAGCCUCGCGUUGUUUGGUCCGUAGACUUGCAUCGCAAGUUUGUUGCUGCUGUUAAUAAGUUGGGCAUUGACAAGGCUGUACCAAAAAAGAUUCUAGAUUUGAUGAAUGAGGAUAAACUGACUAGAGAAAAUGUGGCAAGCCAUCUCCAGAAAUUUAGACUUUAUCUCAAAAGAAUCAGCUGUGCAGCAAACCAACAAGCUAACAUGAUGGCAGCUAUAGGCAGUUCAGAUUCUUCUUAUUUGCGAAUGGGUUCUUUCAAUGGAGUUCGAAAUUACCAAGCAUUGACUGGCCCUGGGCAGUUUAACAACACUGGUUUUAGAUCCAUGCCACUUAAUGGGAUGAUUGGAAGAGUGAACACUCCAGCUGGUCUGGGACUGCAUUGCCUGCCAUCAUCAGGAUCAUUUAAAUUGGGUCAGGGACAACGUGCAAGCAACUCGAUUCUUGAUCAGGGAAUAUUUCAUGGAAACCGUAAUGGAAGUAUGCUUCAAGGAAAUUUGGAACUUGAUCAACGGCAUAUUAAGGGUGCCACCUCCGUGCAAGACCUCUCUGCUGGUAUCAAUGGUACACCAGUUUUUCCCAACUCCAGUGGUUUUUCAGAUGCAAAACUUGCCAUGAGUAGAUCAACUGAUGCACUCGGGCUUACAGACAACACAGUCUUAAGACACCCUCAAGAUUUCCAAGGUGGAAGAGAAUACGUAAACCAGUCUUCCCUUCCAGUGGCUCCCUUAAAAACAGAAUAUCCUGCCUCCUUUAUGGAUCAUGGUAGAUUGAAUGACAGCUGGUCAAGCGCUGCUCAGUCAUCUAUUUUCCGGUCAAAUUCUUUUCCAAACACGAGGGAGAGUGUACCUGUUGCAAUAUCUCCGCAAAUGCGGAACUCUCAGUUUGAUGUUGCUACUAUAAAUUCAGUCUCCAGCCAAUUGCAGGUUCCAAGACCAGAACUGCUGAUUCAACCUUCAUCAAUUAGUAGCACUGCUAGGCAGAUGAUAGAUAGUGAUCCAACUCAGGGAUGGAUGUGGAUGGAUCAUAAGCAGGACUCCCCAUACCACCACUCGGAUGCUAUAAGUAACUCCACGGGCUCUUUGAUGCCUGCUAAUAUUCCUGUGGAUUUUGACCAGAAUUUGGACUCAAAAGGCACUACAUUACAAAGAAACAUGAACAUGGACUUCAAUUCCAUUGGACAGCAAAAUUUUCUUGACCCUUUGCACAUAAAAUUUGAUGACGUUGAAAGAUCACUGGAUACAUCAAUGAACUUGGAGCCAGGGUACGUUAUGGACCAAAGGAAGCCACAGGGUGGGCUAGUGUCAAAUAAUCAUGGAUUAUUGGAUGAUUUAGUGGGUGCAAUGACGAAUCAGCUGGAAAAGAGAUGAGUAACAUCUAUGGGAAGGAUAGUUCGACCAGAGAAAGUUGGAAAGAUCCAGUACUUGCUGUUCUUUGCGAGAUGAGAAUUUACUUGUAGUAAAUUUCAUGGCAUUUGUGUUGGUCUCUACAUUAAUCGAAAGUUUUGUAUUUUAUUAGCAGCAAAACAACUUAUUUGCUCUUUCUCUCCAAUAGGCAGUCUCUUUAGUUACGUGAAAAUGAGCGUCAGUUUCUUGUUAAUUGAACGAAUAAUUGCUUGCAGCCUUUGCUCAAUCUGUACCUACUUACAAUGAAAGGGCAUUGUCUGUUUCUGGAUUAGCGUUUAAUCAUAAUUCAUUAACUAUACAGUGUUCA
Molecule: messenger RNA, 2436 nt
Organism: Argentina anserina (silverweed cinquefoil)
Lineage: Eukaryota; Viridiplantae; Streptophyta; Magnoliopsida; Rosales; Rosaceae
Product: two-component response regulator ARR12
Exons: 7
Coding region: 126-2093 (655 amino acids)
Biological process (GO): cytokinin-activated signaling pathway; phosphorelay signal transduction system
Molecular function (GO): DNA-binding transcription factor activity; DNA binding
Source: RefSeq, a predicted model, not a curated record